This is a messenger RNA of Telopea speciosissima, 1538 nucleotides long. Its product is annotated as O-glucosyltransferase rumi homolog. The record is from RefSeq and is a predicted model, not a curated record. The transcript has 6 exons. Bases 33 to 1520 code for a protein of 495 amino acids. NCBI's taxonomy places the organism in Eukaryota, Viridiplantae, Streptophyta, Magnoliopsida, Proteales, Proteaceae.
UCGGAUCUCGAAUCUGUAGUCAAUUUUCAGGGAUGUUAAACCGGCCAUUAAAGAAGGGAACUGCAAGAACAACUGUGCUCUUCAUCAUCGUCAUUUUCAUUGGCGCCUUUAUCUGUGUCCGCUGGAUCGACGUUUCCAUUAGAGGUGCUUCGAAGCAGAAAGUAUUGGUAAAUCCGAGAGUAAUUCCUAAACAUUCUCAGAGAGUUGAAAUCCCACUUAACUGCUCCGCCGAAAACCGGACACGAAGCUGCGCUGCAAGCUUCCUAGCGACAUUUCAGAGAGCAGACGAUGAGAAUUCAACAUCGAGCUCAAUUUGCCCUGAUUAUUUCCGGUGGAUCCAUGAAGAUCUGCGGCCGUGGAAGGAAACGGGGAUUACGAAGGAGAUGGUGGAGAGAGGUAGAAAGACCGCUAAUUUUAGGCUGGUGAUCGUGAAGGGUAGAGCUUACUUGGAGACUUUCGUGAAAGCGUUCCAGACGAGGGACGUGUUCACGCUGUGGGGGAUCCUACAGCUUUUGAACAGGUAUCCGGGGAGGUUGCCGGACCUUGAGCUUAUGUUCGAUUGCGUCGACUGGCCUGUCAUCCAAGCACGCCAUUAUCGAGGGCCCAACGCCACUGCCCCUCCACCCUUGUUUCGUUACUGUGGGGACGACUCGACCUUGGAUAUUGUUUUCCCUGAUUGGUCUUUCUGGGGCUGGGCUGAGGUCAAUGUAAGGCCAUGGGAAUACCUGUUGAAGAAGUUGAAAGAAGGAAACGGGAGGACCAAAUGGAUAGACAGGGAACCCUAUGCUUACUGGAAAGGAAACCCAGACGUGGCUUCUACAAGGCAAGACCUCAUGAAAUGCAAUGCCUCUGACAAAAAGGAUUGGAAUGCUCGGCUCUACAGGCAGGAUUGGAUCCGUGAAUCUCAGGAAGGCUUCAAGCAAUCAGAUUUGUCACGGCAAUGCACUCACAGAUACAAGAUCUACAUUGAAGGGUCGGCAUGGUCGGUUAGUGAGAAAUACAUUCUAGCCUGCAACUCUGUUACUUUUCUAGUAAAGCCUCGGUAUUACGAUUUCUUUACGAGAAAUCUACAACCUAUUCAUCACUACUGGCCGAUAAGGGAGGAUGAUAAGUGCAGAUCUAUUAAGUUUGCCGUUGAUUGGGGCAACAAUCACAAACAAAAGGCACAGGCAAUCGGAAAAGCAGCCAGUGAAUUCAUACAAGAGGAGCUGAAGAUGGAUUAUGUUUAUGAUUACAUGUUUCAUCUACUGAAUGAAUACGGGAAGCUUUUCAAAUACAAACCCACCGUACCUGAACAAGCCAGCGAGCUCUGUCCAGAGGUAAUGGCUUGCUCUGCAGAAGGAUUGGCGAAGGAGUUUAUGAUGGAUUCCAGGGUGAAGGCUACUGAAGACACAAACCCAUGUACCUUGCCACCUUCCUUUGACCCUUUAUCUCUCCGAGUCUUCCUUAAGAGAAAAGCAAAUUCAAUACAUCAGGUGGAGUUAUGGGAGAAAAAAUAUUGGGACAAUCUCAACAUGUAACUGUAAACCUUGGUCUGU